Schistosoma rodhaini is the source of this 4161-nucleotide messenger RNA. The record is from the annotation of a GenBank genome assembly. Lineage: Eukaryota; Metazoa; Platyhelminthes; Trematoda; Strigeidida; Schistosomatidae.
CGACAUCUUUGUGAACGCCAAUAAAUAAAUUGUAGAAAUAAUUUAUUUUGAAUAACAUUUUUAAUAUCACGCGUUAUGAUUAAAAAGCUGAAAACCAUUGCGAUUAAACUUGGAAUUAGGCGUCCUCCUCAGCCUGUACAACGAUUCAUACCUGUAGGCGCAAUCUCAAAAGAGAUUUUUCCAGUUGAAGGAUAUCCCUUGAGGAAACUUUAUGGUAGGAAUAAAGUCACAACCACAAAAUACACAUGGUAUAGUUUCUUUUUUCAAAAUCUUGGGGAACAAGCCCAGAGAAUCGCGAACUUCUAUUUUAUCAGUCUUGCUAUCAUCCAGUUGUUCACAGACUCUCCCGUAUCUCCAACUACAUCGAUAAUUCCAUUAUUUUUUGUGCUAUCAGUGACUAUGAUCAAACAAGGCUACGAAGACUUUCUGCGACUUAAGGCAGAUAGAGAGAUAAAUCAUAUUCCUAUCGAGAUAGUUACUGAGAAUGGUCAUCUAACAACUGUAAAAUCUAUGGAACUUGAAGUUGGAAACAUAAUCUUAUGCAGAAAUAACUCCUCAUUUCCUUGUGAUAUGAUCUUGCUAAGUUCAAGCGAACCCAGUGGAGAAUGUUUCGUUACAACUGCGAGUUUAGAUGGCGAGACAAACUUGAAAAAAUUUGAGGUGGCUGGUCAUACAAAUAAAUUUGAUACACCAGAGUCGCUUGCUUCUGAACUAAAAGGUUACAUAAUUUGUCAACAACCGGUAGAAGAUCUAUAUACCUUUAGUGGCCGUAUUUGCCUGAAGAACUCAAUUGAAGAUACGGCCACUAAAGAUUAUCCACUUGGACCUAAAAAUCUACUACUGAGAGGAGCAUGUCUUCGUAAUACUGAUUAUGUAUAUGGUUGUGCUGUCUAUACGGGCCGUGAUACAAAAUUGGCCCUAAAUUCAAAGGGAAAAACUACGAAAUUUUCACAAGUUGAAGGAAGGCUCAACUUUUACCUCUUCUUCAUUUUGGCAUUUCUGGCUUUUAGUGUGAUCGUCUCCAUUAUUCUGAGUUUAGUUCUAGGCCAUCCGAACGCCUGGUACCUACCACCAGAAAGGAGGAAUGCUUGGAACGUUUUUCAAGAACUUUUAGGAUUCGUUGUUUUAUACAAUUAUAUAAUCCCGAUUUCCUUGUAUGUUACAAUAGAAAUGCAAAAAUUUAUUGGUUCCUUAUUUUUUGAAUGGGAUUUAAACUUAUAUGACGAGAGGAUAAAUGAAAGAGCUAAAGCUAACACUUCAGAUCUAAUUGAAGAAAUGGGUCAGGUUGAAUAUCUCUUCACUGACAAAACUGGUACAUUAACAGAGAAUUCAAUGCAAUUUCGUCGACUAGCCACAUCUAUGGGUGUUUUUCACUUUGAAAAUAAUGGUUUGUUUCGUUACACAGAUUCACCUUUGAGUGUAUACGGUACGGACAGAGAAGCUGUCAGAACUCCAGUCAGUCGAGAGAAUCAAGAAGAGUUGGAUGAAUUUUCAGAAGCUGUACAAUUAAGAACAAUAACCGACUCCUCUAGUCAAUCACCUACGGUAAAUAGUGUACAAACACUAUUGCUUCUACUUUCAUUAUGUCAUACUGUACGAGUUGAAAGAAAUGUACCGAUGGAUUUAUUUUCAAAGACAGAAUUGAAUAAUUUAGGUAAUGAUAAAGCACCACGUCGUGGUAGUAGUGCAAUGAGAAGAGCAUCAGCAGCGCGUGCAGCAAGUGUAGCGUUUCGUUCAUCCAGAAGAGGAAGGAAGGUGAAGACGCAAGAUUAUGAAUACCAAGCCUCAUCUCCUGAUGAAAAAGCAUUCGUGGAAACAUGUCGUGAUUUAGGCAUAGUAUAUCAUGGUUCAGAUGAAAGUGGAUUACUAGUAGUUACAAUUCAAGGUGAAGCAGUGAGAUAUCGUUUAUUAGAUGUGCUUGAAUUUGAUGCAACAAGAAAAUGUAUGUCAGUAGUUGUACAGUUUGUACCAAAUGAAAGUGGUGAAUUUGAAUCAUUAAAUUCUUUAGUUCUUAUUUUAUGUAAAGGAGCUGAAACAAGUCUUUUAAGUCGAGUUAGUCAUUUGGAACAACCUAACAAUUUUAAAACGUAUGGAGAUCCUUUAGGUGAUAGUUUCUGUGGAACAAAUGGAUUAAAAUUACGUAUGGAUUCUGAACAAGUUAUGAAACAAGUGACUGAAUUUGCAACUUUAGGUUUACGUACAUUAGUUAUGGGUAUACGAUUAAUUACUAUUGAAAAAUGGAAUGAAUUAAAAAUUAAACUUGAUAAAGCAAGAAGUAUAGUUAAUGAAAGACGUCAAAAAGAAUUAAUGACAGCUUAUAAUGAAAUUGAAAAAAAGCUCACAUUAAUUGGAUGUACUGGUAUAGAGGAUAUGCUUCAAGAAGGUGUUCCUGAAACUAUAAAAGCACUUCGAGAGGCUGGAAUUAAAGUAUGGGUACUUACAGGUGAUAAAGAAGAGACUGCUGUUAAUAUUAGUUAUUCAGCUGGACAUUUUUAUCCUGGUAUGCAAGAAAUUCGUGUUACCAAUUUUGAUGAUACAGUAAAAUGUGGAAGUUUUUUAAAAAGUCAAAUCGAACGUAUCAAAGAAUCAAAAAUGUAUGACGCUGACACUCAAUUCGGUAUUGUUAUAGAUGGUCAAUCAUUAAACUAUGCUCUUGUGGAACCAAUAAGAUCAUUACUUACCCAAUGUUGUCUUGAAUCAACAACUGUAUUAUGUUGUCGUUCAACACCAUUACAAAAAGCUGAAGUAAUACGUUUAAUUAAAGAAAGUCGUAAAUCUAUACCAAUUACAGCUGCUAUAGGUGAUGGUGCAAAUGAUGUAUCAAUGAUAUUAGAAGCACAUAUUGGUUUUGGUAUUUAUGGUAAAGAAGGUAGACAAGCAGUUAGAGCAUCGGAUUAUGCAUUUGGACGUUUUCAUUAUUUAAAAACAGUACUAUUAAUACAUGGACAUAAUUUUUAUCAACGUGUCUCUAUAUUAGUAUUAUAUUUUUUUUAUAAAAAUUUAAUAUUUACAUUACCACAAAUGUUUUAUGGUUUCUUUUGUGCUUAUUCACAACAAUCUAUAUAUCCACAAUUAUAUUUAAUCUUAUUUAAUUUAAUUAUGACAUCAUUACCUAUACUAUUAUAUGGUAUCUUUGAAAUAUCAAUCCCUAAAAGUAUCCUAUUAGAAUUCCCUGUUUUAUAUAAAGGUAUAGCUAAUAAUAGUAUUUUAUCUAAUAGACGUUUUAUUAUAUGGAUUAGUUUAGCUUGUUGGCAUGCAUUUAUUGCAUUUUUUGGUUCAUAUUUUUUAACAUUUCAAGGUCAAGGUAAUGAUAAUGGUUUAUCUAAAUUAGGUAAUUUAUUUUGUUUUGGUAAUUUUAUUAUUUUUAUAAUAUUUCUUAUUGUUAAUAUUAAAGUAUUACUUAUAAGUUAUUACUUAAAUUGGAUUGUAUUAUUAAUAUGGUGUUUAGCAUUUAUAGUUAAUGUUUUAAUAUUAUUAAUAUGUAAUGUAGUAAUAUUUCCUACAGAACUUGGUAAACAAUUAUAUGGUACAUAUACAAUUACAUGGACUGGUUCUGGUUCUGGUUUAACAUGGUUUGGUAUAUUUUGUUUAACAAUAUUAGCAUUAAUACCUGAUUUAAUAAUACGUACUAUUGAAGAUCAAGGUUGGCAAUGGAGAAUAAAUAAUUUAAGAGAAGAAUUAAAAAAAAAACAAAAAGAAUCAAAAACACAAACAAGAACAUCAAUACGUGUAUCAAUUAUGUCAAAACAAUAUGAUGAAUUAGAUGAUAUUGAAGAAAAAGAUGAAAAUAUCUAUGAUUAUACAAAACCAGUACUUGAUGAAUUACAAAACCGGCCAAUAGAUGAUAAAUCAAUUUAUUCUAUACCAAAUAAUGCAAUAAAUUCAUUAACCAAUAGACCAUCCAUGACAUAUGGUCAACCAAAUAAAAUUUUAAACAUUUGUGAUGCUCUUUCAUCGGAUACAAAUACUUUUACAAUCAAUUCAACAAAUAUCAAUACUGCUGCUAUAACUACAAUGAAUAAUCCUAGAAGACAUUCUUUAACAAAUCUUAUCACUAUGCCUAAUCCUAUUCAAAUUAAUUCUUCUGCACUAAGUGUACCUAGAUUAUAUGAAAAUAAUGUUGAUACUUUAAAUGAUAAUAAUCUAUUGACAAGAUUUUAA